AUGGCUACCCCAAGACUGCUCAGACCAGCUUCGCGCUUGGUAUCCACACGGCUCUGCUCCGCUUCCAUCCGCCCUGCUUUCAAGCCAGCCGCGUGCUCUCUUUCGGUUCUUCAACGGCGAACAUAUGCAACUCCAAGUGGAACCAAAGAGGUUACAGUCAGAGAGGCCCUCAAUGAUGCCCUUGCCGAGGAACUCACGCUCAAUGAAAAAGUGUUUAUCUUGGGAGAGGAGGUUGCGCAGUAUAACGGAGCCUACAAGGUAACAAAAGGCCUGCUGGACCGAUUCGGCCCGAAGAGGGUCAUCGAUACCCCCAUCACCGAACCUGGUUUCUGCGGAUUGGCGGUUGGAGCUGCGUUAGCGGGAUUGCACCCCGUUUGCGAAUUCAUGACCUUCAACUUCGCCAUGCAGGCAAUUGACCAAAUCGUCAACUCCGCAGCCAAAACACACUAUAUGUCCGGCGGCAUCCAACCAUGUAAUAUAACCUUCAGAGGUCCCAAUGGCUUUGCUGCUGGUGUCGCUGCCCAACACUCCCAGGAUUAUUCCGCCUGGUACGGAUCUAUCCCCGGCCUUAAGGUGCUCAGCCCUUGGAGCUCUGAGGAUGCAAAGGGACUCCUCAAGGCCGCCAUCCGCGACCCCAACCCAGUUGUAUUCCUCGAAAACGAACUCAUGUACGGCGAAUCUUUCCCCAUGAGUGAAGCUGCGCAAAAGGACGACUUCGUCCUCCCCAUCGGAAAAGCCAAGAUUGAACGCGUCGGCAAAGACCUAACCAUGGUAUCCCUCUCCCGCUGUGUCGGUCAAGCCAUGCGCGCCGCUGCAGAGUUGAAGCAGAAAUACGGCGUCGAGACUGAAGUGAUCAACCUGCGUUCCAUUAAGCCCCUUGAUGUCGAGACUAUCAUCAAGUCCGUGAAGAAGACCGGCCAUCUGAUGGCUGUCGAAUCCGGCUUUCCCAUGUUUGGUGUUGGUUCUGAGAUUCUUGCGCUGUCCAUGGAGUAUGCUUUCGACUACCUCCAGGCUCCCGCCGUCCGGGUUACCGGUGCUGAGGUACCAACACCGUACGCCUUCAAGUUGGAACAGAUGAGUUUCCCGCAGGACGAGACCAUUGUCACGCAUGCUGCUAAGUUGCUGCGGGUGUAG
Messenger RNA from Histoplasma mississippiense, 1134 nucleotides. RefSeq names its product pyruvate dehydrogenase E1 component beta subunit, mitochondrial precursor. Gene Ontology annotation, molecular function: pyruvate dehydrogenase (acetyl-transferring) activity. The coding region runs from base 1 to 1134 and encodes 377 amino acids. Gene Ontology annotation, biological process: pyruvate decarboxylation to acetyl-CoA. NCBI's taxonomy places the organism in Eukaryota, Fungi, Ascomycota, Eurotiomycetes, Onygenales, Ajellomycetaceae. The record is from RefSeq and is a predicted model, not a curated record. The transcript has 4 exons.